CCCGGGAAAGCUGGCUCACAGUUCGAAUUUCCCCUGUGCGAUAUACCACGGACGGUGAGUCUUACGCGCGGUUUUUCGCGAAUACUUUGAAAAUUUUUGAGAAAACUUGGACUGAUCAGCGCACCAUUUUUUCCUGCUGUUAAGAGCAAAAGUGCCCCAAAAUGCAUAAACUGUAGUUUCAAGCGGGUUUUUCAACAGUCCGCAUAAGAAAUGUGGUUAUUUGCAAUGGGCAUUGCUAAUUAGUUUUUUCAAGUGCAAGAUGCUGGAAACCUUAAAAAUCCAGCCAGAAUGCAGGCACUAAUUGAAUAGGAGCAUUUUUUUUGAACAGUUCUUCAAAAGUUCCCAGGUCCGAUGCCUGCUCGAAGGGGGCUUUUGGCGCCCCAAAACACCUUCCUAGACACGAUUGCAACCAGAUUUGAUGGCACACAUAGCAACUUUGUGCUGGGAAACGCCCAAGUGCCCACCCUCUACCCCAUUGUUUAUUGUUCGGACGGUUUUUGCGAGCUGACUGGAUUCACAAGGGCGCAAAUUAUGCAGAAGGCUUGUGCGUGCAAGUUUCUCUUCGGGCCAGAGACAAAAGAGGAACACAAAACGCAAAUUGAUAAAGCGUUGGAAUCCAAGAACGAACUCAAGCUGGAAGUAAUAUUUUAUAAGAAGAAUGGUACUCCCUUUUGGUGCUUGCUCGAUAUUGUGCCAAUAAAAAAUGAGAAACGUGAAGUUGUCCUGUUUUUGGCGUCGCACAAGGACAUCACCAAUACGAAAAUGGCAGAAAUGGCCGAGUGCGAGCUCUACGAUAGUGUUUUCCGUUACUCUUUGCUAUCUGCAGCGGCUGUGCUGGGCGCACGAUUUCGGGGCUCCGCUGACUCUUGCCUGCUUGCAGAAAGGGCUAAUGGAAACCUGGAUGAUCCAGAGGCCCCUCCCGCCAACUAUGGAAGAAGACGGUCCAGAGCUGUUCUCUAUCAGCUCAGUGGCCACUAUAAGCCAGACAAAAUGAAGACGAAAUUGAAACUAAACAAUAACUUGUUGAGUUCAACCCCUCAGCCCCUGCCGGAGUAUAAAACGGCCGCCGUGAAGAAGAGUCGGUUUAUCAUUUCGCAUUAUGGAGUUUUCAAGAAUGCUUGGGAUUGGCUCAUAUUAAUUGCCACAUUUUACGUGGCAGUAGUGGUUCCAUACAAUGCGAGCUUUCUUCGGCCUGAAACCGAACGACCGUCAGUAAUUAUGGACGUUUUCGUUGAAGCCCUGUUUUUUAUAGACAUACUGUUGAACUUUAGGACAACGUUUGUGAACAAAAAAGGCGAAGUUGUUUCCGAUUGGAGGUCCAUUUCUGUGAAUUACUUAAAAACGUGGUUCGUGGUUGACUUGCUGGCAGCUCUCCCAUUCGAUUUGCUCUAUGCGCUCUAUGGAGAAGAGUCUGGACCUUCGCACACUCACCUGAUCAAGCUCACCAGGCUUCUGAGACUGCUGCGACUUUUGCAGAAAAUCGACCGAUAUUCCCAAUAUAGCGCCAUGAUUUUGACCCUGCUUAUGCUCUCCUUCACUCUGGUGGCUCACUGGUUGGCCUGCAUUUGGUAUGUGAUAGCUCAAGAGGAAGUCGAAACUGACUUAGGCUGGAUCAAGGCAUUGGCCGACAGGCUUCGAAUAAAUGAUAUUACGAACGUAUCCAACACUAAUGCGUACGUUACAGCCCUCUAUUUCACAUGCUCAAGUUUAACCAGCGUGGGAUUUGGAAAUGUUAGCGCGAAUACAACCAAUGAGAAAAUAUUCAGUAUUUGCGUGAUGCUGAUUGGAGCUCUAAUGCAUGCAGUAGUGUUCGGUAAUGUAACGGCGAUUAUUCAAAGAAUGUACUCGAGACGAUCGCUUUAUCACACUAAAUGGCGAGAUCUAAAGGAUUUUUUCACGCUCCACCAAAUCCCCAAGGAGCUGAAAAACCGUAUGCAAGAUUACUUUCAAACAAUGUGGUCGCUGAAUCAUGGAAUUGAUAUUCACGAGACGCUGAAGGAGUUUCCUGAAGAGCUACGAGGCGAUGUGUCGAUGCACUUGCAUCGAGAAAUCCUCCAACUCCCAAUCUUCGAAGCUGCUUCCCAAGGAUGCUUGAAGUUGCUGUCUCUUCAUAUCAGGACCAACUUCUGCGCCCCUGGCGAAUAUCUAAUCCAUAUAGGAGACGCUCUCGGUUCAAUUUACUACAUAUGCAAUGGAUCCAUGGAAGUUGUGCAGAAUAAUAUGGUUGUCGCGAUUUUAGGAAAGGGCGAUUUGGUGGGAUCCGACAUCAGCAUGCAUCUUCAACAUUCAUCAAGCAGCAAUCAGGAUGGCGGAAAUCGUGGGGGUGGAAACAUUGAUAUCGUUAUUAAGUCCAGCAGUGAUGUUCGAGCUCUUACCUACUGCGAUUUGAAGUGUAUCCAUAUUCAGGGACUUGUGGAUGUGCUGAGACUUUAUCCAGAAUAUCAGCAGCAGUUUGCCAACGAUAUUCAGCAUGAUCUCACCUUCAACGUCAGGGAAGGCUAUGAAGCGGAGCAAGAAUCCGAAGGAAAUGGAGUACCAUCGUUAACACUGCCCAGCAUUAGUGAAGACGAUGAAAAUCUCCACGAAGGAGAAACGUCCCCAGUGUCCCCCAACAGAUCUCCACUCCUUCAAAUUUCCAGCAGCCCUCGCCAUGCCAAGUUUAACUUGCGAUUGCAAGAAGCUCAGGAAAGUCCAACACGAAGACCGCGACUUGGUGGGGUUGCAACCAAUCAUCUCGCCAUGCUACGGGAAAGAGUGGAGAGGCAGAGAAGCGUCAUUAUGCCACACUCCAAGUAUAGUUCUUGUGACGAAUUGACUGGCAGCAAGAACGAAAGUGAUUCGAGUGGCAACAAGGAAAGCGUGGAAAGGUUGGAUAGCCAGAUAACGACGCUUCAUCAAGAUGUGGCGGCGCUUAGCGUCGAGGUUCGGAAUGCUAUUCAAGCUCUACAUGAUAUGGCCACGCCCUCGUCCGGGCAUGCUUCAGCUCAUUACUCCGCCCAAUCAAACCCCAACAUUGCGGACCUCCAUCACUCAUCGUCUGGUUUAACGCGAAGCAACUCUCAUCCAACAGAGAUGUUUUGUUGGGACGGAGUCCCUCCAGCUCGAGUGGUUUCGACCAUCACUGUAACGGAUAAAGAAACGCAAACAGAUGCACAGGAAAUUCUACGGAACUUUGUUCAGGAAAAUCCGAAGAUCAUUCUAGAAAUUCUGGGCUUGGAUUCGACAAAGAUCCUCAAUAGAGCCAACUUGAAGAAAAGCCACAGCAAUCCGGACUACACGUGUCGCAACGACAGAUAUAACGAAAAGUGUAUAAUAAAUAUGAAUAGUAAAAACGACUGUAGCAUAGUUGUGGAUGAGGAGAGUGAGAAUGAACUUGAGAAUACUCCGUUCUUAUGGAAUCAGCCGUUGCACAAUGGGAGGAGGGUGCAGAUUUUUGAGAAUCUGGGCCGCACGCAAGGCAUUAUUAACUAUAGGCGGAGCAUUGAUAGUUAAAUUUGCUUGCAUUUCUACUGUCAAUGAUUUACAGCCAGUCAAUUUCUAUCUAGUAAUUCUAUUGCAUGGCAAAGUAUAUACAAAGUGUUUAAAAAUACACUAGCAGGUCUUGAAUAUAAUCGCUUUACCUAAAAUGGAAUCACGACAGUGAAUGCAGCGAAAUGUGUUUACAACUUUACAAAAAAUUGAUUAACAGUGAUCGUGAUUUUUGCCUACUGCUCUCUUUUAUUGGAAGCAAAUGCCCUUCAAGUUUCAUUCCUGAAAAUACUUUGAUUUAAAUCACGCGAAAAUUAAGAGUUAGGUGAAAAAUGAUUAAUUAUUUGCGAACCGUAAAUUUUGUUAGAAUUUGCUCUCUUGAAUAGUUGUGUUUUGCUAGCAACGUGUUUGAGGAAAAUAUCAAAAUGUCAUCAAAUGCAUAUCGAGUUUGGUAUGAAACGGCUUAAAGUCUCAUGCGUCCGAUUUUCUAUCGUCCGACGAAUUCAAAGUGUUUCUAACGUGCAAAAUUUUACUUUUAUUCGAUGUAUGGGUGACCUUAUUUCCACUGAACUUUUGCCAUUUUUUGCCAUUUAAUGUUUGCAAAUGUUUGAUUACAACAUUUUCAGAGACCGGUUUUUAAUCUUCUUCUGAUCUCCCCGUCUCGCCGUCUCCUUAUCAACGUUGGCGAUCCAAAUGGCCACUGUGGUUUUGCAAACCGCUGCUCGGAAAAUCUCUGUGGAUAUGCGGUGUUCACUAAGCUGCAAAAAAUUAGGAUUCCGGAGGAUUUUGAUGAAACUUUCACCAUCUUUAGAGACAAGUGUCCUCUAAAUUUGGUAACAUUAAAAUCGCUACGUUAGUUUAGAAGAUGCAAAUUUUGAAAGAAAAGAGCGCAGUUGAGUGCAAACUUACAUUUUGAAAUCGGAUUUAGUACACUGAUAACUACCAGUAAAUUCUCUACUAUUUUUAUGAAACUUUGCCCAUCUGUUUAGUCAAGUAUCUUCUAACGAUGCUGAGAUGUUUGAAUCGCUACUUGCUUUAGGUUGAAAGUUGCGAAUUUUGAAAGAAACGAAAGCAAUUGAAGGAAUUGAUCCAUUUUGAGAUCGGUAUUUAAUAUUAUUAUAUUAUUAAGUAUUAAACUGCUAGCAAUCAAAAGAUUCCGGAAGAUUUUUAUAAGACCCUAGGCAUCUUUAAUUAAGUGUCCUUUAAAGAUGGUAAUAGUUUGGAAUCCGUACUUGCGUUAGUUUGGCAGAUGCGAAUUUUGAAAGGAAGGAGCGCAGUUGAGUGAAAAGAUCCAUUUUUAAAUCUCUAUUUAGUAAACUGGAAACAAUCAGAAUUUAGGACGAUUUCUAUGAAACUCUGGCCAUCUGUAGAGUCAAAUAUCUUCUAACGAUGGUGAAAUUUUGGAGUCGCUACUUGCUUCAGUUUGAAAGAUGCGAAUUUUGAAAGAAACGAAGGCAUUUGAAUGAAAACAUCCAAUUUGAGAUCGUUAUUUAAUAAACUGCUAGAAAUCAGACGAUUACGGGCGAUUUUUAUGAAACUUUGGACAUCUGUAGAGCCGCGUGUUUUCUAAAAAUGAUCAGAUUUUCAGAUCGCUACUUUAGAUAGUUCGGAAGAUGCGAAUUUUUAGAAGGAACAGCGCGCUAGAGGGAAACAACUAUUUUGAAAUCCGCAUUUAUCGGAGUUGUACAAAAAUCAAUGUUACUGGCAAUUUUAAUAAACGUUUUUCCUUUUGUAGAGUCAAGUGUCUGCUAAAGAUAGGCAAAUUUUCAAAGCGCUAGAUUCCAAACCGCAUGCAUGAGACUUCAACUUUAACGAUCGGAGAUUGCGAUUUUCAAUACGCAUUUUUUUUUGUUUGUUUUUUGAUGAAAAAUUUCGAAAAAACCAUCAAUUGGGGACAACAAAUGUUUGAUACCAUUGAUUUCCAAAGACUUUUUUUAAACCGGUAAACGAUUCGAUCCUACAAGGCGCUGAAGAAAUCUUCAAUAAGACCCUUUUUUAGUUUUGCAGUCCACUGAACGCUUCUUAGAACCCACUUGAAUUGCUUGUGCGAUUUACAAAUGUUUACGUCUUUUGCCGUUUUUUGCCUCUAAUAUUUUACGAGCAAGAAAUGUUUGUGCUGUGAAAAGAAAGCGUUAAUUCGAUUAUUUAUCGGCCGUAGCGCAAAUUAGUAGUACACCAUAUUAAUUUAAGCCCGAAAAAAACGUUUGCUCAAUACAUGCGGAAACUAAGUAAAAAAUCUAAAAUCUGAGAGUUGUAAACCCGAUAAUCUAACUUAGAGAAGUGCAGGAAUUGUUUCAUUUUUUUCGUUUUGCUCGAAAACUCUAAGAGUUGCACAAGACCCAGCUCGCAAAUCAAUAAAUUAAUUUUAUUUUCAAGGCACUUUUAAUAAAAAAAAUUUCUACACCCUGUAAACCGGUAAAAAAUCUAGUUUUUUUAAACACUCUGUAUAUAUGUAGGUAAUCCAGUUAAGCUAUAUGAGUAUUACGUUGUAUUAACGAAAAUAGUAUAAUAUUGUACAUACCUCACAUAUCCUCUACUUCGAUAAUAAUAGUUAGACAAAUUUGGUAUAUUUUUUUAAUGCUGUAAAUAGGUUUUACGUAUUCUUUGGAAACUUUUACUCUCGAAUCGAAUGGUGUAUUGAGACUUAAACGAGCCAAAAGCAGUCAAUGAGCGGGUUAUUAAAGAUGAAGGUUCUUCUGGAUGUUUGUGCCAUUUGGCGGAUAUUUCCAUGAAGGCUCGUUUGAAAUCUUGUACACAUUGAUUAAGCAUAUCAUGUGAUCUAUACAAGGUAGUGCCUCUAUUGUGAUCAGAACGUGUUUUAUUAUUAGUUGACUAAGACAGUACGUUAACUAUAUCUUCACUACGUUCUAUUUAAACAUGUUCCUUUUCCAUCGAAUUUGCGUUGAUAAUAUCAAGGUAAUUACUUAACGAGGGCAGUAAUAUCGAUUUGCUCAUUAAUCCGGGUAGGUUAAGUGAAACGAAAAAAUUUGAUGUUAUCAACUGUUUUUUUGAUCAAACAUUCCAUUUAAAUUUAGCCAAUGUCCAAAAUACUUGGCAAAACCCAGUCAAACGGUGGCUUUGGACAUCGCAAGUUUAGACCUGUUAAAUUUUAAGAAUGAUUGUUUUCAAUGCAAGAUUUUAAUGUUAGAAAUGAAUGUUCAGUUUUUAAAUAAAAGCCAUC
Dendroctonus ponderosae (mountain pine beetle) is the source of this 6649-nucleotide messenger RNA. RefSeq names its product potassium voltage-gated channel subfamily H member 8 (gene Elk). Lineage: Eukaryota; Metazoa; Arthropoda; Insecta; Coleoptera; Curculionidae. The record is from RefSeq and is a predicted model, not a curated record. The transcript has 16 exons. The coding region runs from base 352 to 3492 and encodes 1046 amino acids. Gene Ontology annotation, molecular function: voltage-gated potassium channel activity. Gene Ontology annotation, biological process: potassium ion transmembrane transport; regulation of membrane potential. Gene Ontology annotation, cellular component: membrane.